AGGUGCCAGAAGGGCAAGGAUACAUUUCUGUUACUACGGAUUAUGCGUCUGUGGAAAAAGUUGCGCACCAGAUGCAGCUCGGAGGAGAUUCUUAUAUCUAUUACAUUAAUACAUUGCUCAGCGAGAACAAGUGGAUAAACUUGGAGGAGCAAGUCACGCCUGCUCAUGCGGUCAGUCGGCCCACGAGAAGGACCUACGAAAAAGGCGAAUGGAUAACGCGUACACCCAUCUCCGCCGACGACAUUGUUGCAUUCGAGGUUCGAAAACCGGAUCUCACCAGGGCUGAAUGGUCUGUUACUGGUGGAAGGCUGCGUGGUCAGAAUCGAAAGUACAACUUUGCAAGAUUGGGCACCCCGCAUGAUUGCACUCGCAACAAGAAUGACAUUAUCCGCUGAGUUUGCAUAGUUGGUCCAGGCCUUUGAUGCUCGCGCCGAUACAUGGUGAGCUACCUCGGGAUUUUGAAUACGGCCUGGACCAUGUGUCAAGCUCUUUUUAGUGCUCCUCAAAAUAUUCUCCUUAUCUUUCAUGUGUUUUCUGCAACGGCCUUUUUACGCCAGCAAAUUUACUGCCUAUGGAUACGGUCUCAAAAGGGGGAAGGGGGACAUCAAAACACUUCUGGAAAC
This is a messenger RNA of Pyricularia oryzae 70-15, 623 nucleotides long. RefSeq lists its product as uncharacterized. The transcript has 2 exons. Lineage: Eukaryota; Fungi; Ascomycota; Sordariomycetes; Magnaporthales; Pyriculariaceae. Bases 72 to 395 code for a protein of 107 amino acids. The record is from RefSeq and is a predicted model, not a curated record.